AUGGCAAAUACAUUACUUAUUCUCUUUCUCACGUUUUUUGUUCUAAUAAUGGCAGUAAAGGUGCAGAUGAAAACCACAUGUUUUUUUAAUCAAAGAUGUCGAUGUAAAACUUCAAAUAAAACAUAUGUCGAUGUUGAUUGUUCACAAGCAAAACUAAGGGAUAUACCUUACCUGCCAAGAAAUGUGAGCAGUGUUGAUCUAAGUUACAACUACAUAAAUAAAAUACCGGAACAUCAUUUUAAAUACAACGAUAUUUUAACUGAAAUAAACCUGUCAAAUAAUAGAUUACACUCUCUGAAUAAGGAGAUGUUUUAUGGACUGAAUGGUAUUUUGAAGCUUCAGAUGAACAAUAAUAAUAUUACAAAAUCAACUGAAGAUGCGUUUUUAUAUCUACGAAAACUAUCAUAUUUAGAUGUUAAGGUGAAUAAUAUAAGCUGGAGCAAUUACAACGUUACAUUUCCGCCAUUUUUACUCACAUUGAAGAUUGAUUUCAAUGCGUCUAAAGAAAUCAUCCCUGAAAUUCCUCAUUUAGAGACUCUGGACGUUUCUGGAUUAUCUGGGCACUGUUACGUACCCACCGUGAAAGCGGAUACGUUUAGAUCUGUGCCAACAAUACAUGAGUUAGAUAUUUCUGCUUGUCGUGUAAAUAACGUAUACAAUGGAUCAUUCAGCUUUAUGCGAAAUUUAUCAAUGCUAGAUAUUUCUUUUAACACAUGUCUAAGGUUUGAUGGUUUGGAAAAUGUGACAGUUGACCUUCCAUUUACUUCGAUAAAAAUUCUGAAAUUUAAUAAAAUUCAUAAGACAUUUCAAAUGAAUACGAAAGUUUUGAAGCAGCAUUUUUUGCAUUUAAGAUAUACAAACUUGCAAGAAAUGCAUGGUGAUAGUAAUAGAAUCCAGCUUUUUGAAGAUGGAGCUAUACAGCAACUUCCAUUUUCCAUUCGAAAAAUCUUUAUGUCCGACAAUGAAAUUUCGUAUGGCCAAUAUCUUUUCGAUGUGAUAGCUUUGCAGAUUGAAUUUGUAAAUGUUUCGCUUUUGUUCAGUUCGCGAAGGAACAAUGAACAUGAAGAAAUGUGCGAGCGUCCUGAUGAAUCCUGUUGUAAUCAAGUUUGUAAACCAAUUCAUACACCUGAUGAAACAAUAUUACGAUAUAACACUCCUUGGAGAGUAUUGCCAAUUCCUCGAAAACUAAAAACAGCUCUUUACAAAGAAUGCUAUCUUCGCUAUGAAAUUCCGCAGUUUACAGUUUCCGAAAACAUAGUAGAAUAUGUAGAUCUAAGUUAUAAUAUUUUCUAUUCGUGGAUAGGUCCACUUCUUACAUUUGAUCAUGUUCUAUUUUUAGAUUUGUCUAAUAACAUAUGUUCGAAUGUGUCAAAGGUAUUUUUUAAAAGCGUCCCAAAUGUGACAACAUUACUCGUACAAAAUAAUCUACUUGGAUUUGUACUUCCGGAUGACAAUGAAGGGGAAAUAAUGGAGCAUAUGCCAGCCCUUCAAAUCGUUAAUUUGGCAGAGAAUAGGAUUCCAAGUUUACCGUAUAAUUUUUUUAAGUCACAGGCGAAUGUAAUAGACAUAAAAUUAGGAGGAAAUAUGAUGGAUGAUAUUACCUUCCAAAUGAACCACAUGAAAAAGUUGUCACAUUUAGACAUUUCUAAUAACAGAAUUUCUAGUGUAGGUGCACAUGCUCGCGGUCAUUUAGAAGAAGUCUACAAAGUGAAAAACAAUGUUUCCAUUGAUAUAAGUGGGAAUCCGCUAAAAUGUAGUUGUGAUACAAUAGACUUUAUUAAGUGGAUGUCAACAACAAAAAUCACGAUUCACAAUAAACACAAAACCUCAUGCCUGACGUCUGACGGGCACACAGAAUCAUUACGGAAACCAAAUAGAAUCUUUGAAAAGCUUCAAAUGGAAUGUUCGUCGUAUUCGUCUUUGAUUGUUGGCACAGUAGCAUCAUUAGUCUUUUUUUUGUUUAUUCUAAUUUGGGGCAUAUGUUACCGCAAUAGGUGGCGCUUGCGAUAUAUGUAUUACAUGGUCAAAAAUAAAUAUCAAGUGCAAAAUAAAGGAAACUACGACAAUGACAGCCAAUAUGAGUACGAUGCUUUUAUAUCCUACGACAACAGCGAUAGAUUUUUCGUUCAUGACAAACUUUUGCCUUGUCUAGAACGCGAAGCUGGAUUGAAGCUGUGUAUCCAUAAAAGAGAUUUUCUACCUGGAAAUGAUAUUGCGGGGAACAUAACAUCUGCAAUUCACAACAGCCGAAAAGUGGUAAUUGUAAUGUCACAUAAUUAUCUAGAUUCGUACUGGUGUAUGUUUGAAUACAACAUGGCAAAAGUGGAAAGCAUUUAUUCCAGAAAUAAAGAAAACAUAUUAUUUCUAGUAUUUCUAGAGCAAAUGUCACCAAAAGAUUUACCAAUGAUGGUUUUAGAGUUAGUUCAAUCCCAUUCCUAUAUCGAAUAUCCCAACGAUGAAUUUGGUGACACAGUGUUUUGGAAUAAAUUAAAGGAAGUUUUAUCGCAGUAACCACUUUUCCUCUCUUCUCAUGUUCAGCUAGUCACUUAAACACUAAAUAUAUACAUGGUUUAAGGUAUUUCCGCAUGUAUAGAUAUUUCAUACGCUUAUCCAUAUAAACUUUGUAUCAAUA
This is a messenger RNA of Mytilus californianus (California mussel), 2632 nucleotides long. Its product is annotated as toll-like receptor 4. The transcript has a single exon. The record is from RefSeq and is a predicted model, not a curated record. NCBI's taxonomy places the organism in Eukaryota, Metazoa, Mollusca, Bivalvia, Mytilida, Mytilidae. Gene Ontology annotation, biological process: toll-like receptor signaling pathway; immune response; inflammatory response. The coding region runs from base 1 to 2511 and encodes 836 amino acids. Gene Ontology annotation, molecular function: transmembrane signaling receptor activity; protein binding. Gene Ontology annotation, cellular component: membrane.